Molecule: messenger RNA, 4664 nt
Organism: Tachysurus fulvidraco (yellow catfish)
Lineage: Eukaryota; Metazoa; Chordata; Actinopteri; Siluriformes; Bagridae
Gene: spon1a
Product: spondin 1a
Exons: 16
Coding region: 592-3078 (828 amino acids)
Biological process (GO): cell adhesion
Cellular component (GO): extracellular matrix
Source: RefSeq, a predicted model, not a curated record
GAUGAGGUAGAGCAGAAAGUUUCUGCAUCAUGACCCUGGACAAUCCUUCUCAGAUCCUCUGUGAGUUCUUUAUCUCAGGCUGUUUAUAAUGUCACCACCGCCGCUGUGAAUUGCGCGUGAACUUCGGUUAUAACCCCCCACCCGAGCACUCUGCGUUUCCAUGAACCCCACAGCACGCGCGCUUCCGCCGCGGUUGCACACGUCCGUCGUCGUGAAUCUCGCUCACGUCGAGUCUCAGCUCGGGGAGUCCCCGUCGUCGUCGUUGUCACCGUCGCAGGAGGCAGCGACGCUCGAGAGAAUCGGCGGGCGCCUAUUUAUAUUCCGGUACUGUCCGGUACGGCAUGGGAGCAGCAGCCCCGUCCUUAACGGAGACUGAGAUCGGACCAGCUUCUCUCUCUCUCCCUCGCGUGCACAGAAAGAGCAAUGAAUAACAAGAAGAACAACAACUGUAGGCGUUUCUAAACAACUUAAUUUUCGUGUCACUGCUCUCUCUCUCUCUCUCUCUCUCUCUCUCUCUCUCUCUCUCUCUCUCUCUCUCUCUCUCUCUCUCUCUCUCUCUCUCUCGUGUCCUCUCUUGUGAUUGUUCGCGCGAUGGAAGGAGCGGUAGCGCGUGCUUUUCUGCUUCUCCUGUCCCUCUCGGUCGGUGCCCAGUGCGGCGCGCUCGCGUUCACCGAGGAGCCCGGAGACAGAGCGCACAAAUCGGACGGAUUUUGCAGUUGGAUCAUACGAGCGCACGGCGCGAGGAAGGAGCUAUACACCGAGUUUCGGCUCCGCGUCGAAGGAGAACCGGAGAGCUAUCAGCCUGGGAGCACGUACAGAGUGACUCUGUACGCCACCAACCCCGCUUACUUCAGAGGCUUCACACUCAUUGCUUUGAAGGAAGGACAGAAUGGGGAAAAAGAGGAGGAUUACGCUGGGAAUUUCCAGAUCAUCGAUGAAGAAGACACACAGUUUAUGACUAAUUGCCCCCCCGCCGUGACCGACAGCUCCCCACGCAGAAGGACUAAAAUCCAAGUGUUUUGGACGGCGCCCCCCUCAGGCAGUGGCUGCAUACUGCUCAAAGCGAGCAUCAUUCAGAGGAAGGUCAUCUCUUUCCAGGAUGAAGGUUCUCUGACAAAGCGUCUGUGUGAAAAAGAGUCGUUGUAUGGUGAGGUCACUGAAAAGCCUCUGCUGGAUUGCUGUGCCUGUGGAACAGCCAAGUACAGAGUGACCUUCUAUGGGAACUGGUCCGAAAAACUGCACCCCAAAGACUACCCCAGACGAGCCAAUCACUGGUCGGCCAUCAUCGGUGCGUCACACUCCAAGAACUACGUGCUGUGGGAAUACGGCGGUUACGCCAGCGAAGGAGUGAAACAGGUAGCGGAGCUGGGCUCGCCCAUCAAGAUGGAGGAGGAGAUUCGACAGAAGGGUGACGAGGUGCUGACGGUCAUUAAGAUGAAGGCACAGUGGCCGGCGUGGCAGCCUCUCAACGUGCGGGCCGCUCCCUCAGCAGAGUUCUCAGUGGACCGAACCCGUCACCUCAUGUCCUUCCUGACCAUGCUUGGGCCGAGUCCCGACUGGAACGUGGGUCUCUCGGCUGAAGAUCUCUGUACAAAGGAGUGCGGAUGGGUGCAGAAGCUCAUCCAGGACAUGAUCCCGUGGGACGCUGGGACUGACAGCGGGGUCACCUAUGAGUCUCCUAACAAGCUGACGAUUCCUCAGGAGAAGAUUCGUCCUCUUACGAGUCUGGAUCAUCCUCAGAGCCCGUUUUAUGACCCAGAAGGUGGAGCUAUAACUCCGGUGGCCAGAGUGGUGGUGGAGAGGAUCGCUCGCAAGGGUGAGCAGUGCAAUAUCGUGCCUGAUAACAUCGACGACAUCGUGGCAGACAUCGCUCAGGAGGAGAAAGAGGAAGGUCUGUGUUGUCGUCGUCUUCACCAGGAACUUGGUGUCUACAAAGUUCAAAACUGUUGCUAUAGAAACGACGACACUCCAGAGACGUGUAUUUACUCCAACUGGUCUCCGUGGUCAGCCUGCAGCUCCUCCACCUGUGAGAAAGGCAAGCGGAUGAGGCAGAGGAUGCUGAAGGCUCAGCUGGACCUGUCUGUCCCCUGUCCACACACACAGGACUUUGAGCCGUGUAUGGGGCCCGGCUGCAGUGACGAGGAUGCGUCGACGUGUAUGAUGUCCGAAUGGAUCACGUGGUCCCCGUGCAGUGUGUCCUGCGGCUCGGGCGUCCGGUCCAGAGAGCGCUACGUAAAGCAGUUUCCUGAAGACGGUUUUUCCUGCACGCUCCCGACUGAGGAGACCGAGCCAUGCACCGUCAACCAGGACUGCUCUCCUAGCAGUUGUCUGGUGACUGAAUGGGGUGAAUGGGACACCUGCAGUGCCACCUGUGGGCUGGGCAUGAAGCGACGUGAGCGUAUGGUCAAAAUGCCGCCGUCCGACGGCUCGAUCUGUGAAGCUGAGGUGGUGGAGGUGGAGAAGUGCAUGAUGCCCGAGUGUCAUACCAUCCCGUGCUUGUUGUCUCCGUGGUCUGAUUGGAGUGACUGCAGUGUGACAUGCGGUAAAGGAAGUCGCACCAGACAGCGCAUACUCAAAUCCCCUGUGGAGCUGGGAGAGUGCAGCGAAGAGCUGGAACAAGUGGAGAAAUGCAUGCUUCCAGAGUGCCCUUUAGACUGUACAAUGUCUGAGUGGUCUGAAUGGACUGAGUGUAAUAAAUCAUGUGGGAAGGGUCACAUGAUCCGGACAAGGAUGAUAAAUAUGGAGCCUCAGUUCGGGGGCGAUGCUUGCCCCGAGACUGUCCAGAGGAAGAAGUGCAAGAUCAGGAAAUGUAAUCAAGGAAGCACAAACAGUGAUGAGAGAAAGAAACGCAAAGAAGCCAGAAGGAAGAGUAAGACCACUCAGGGCAGGGAGGAGUGGAUCGACGAGCUUGCAGGGUGUAAAAUGAAGCCAUGGUCUGGAUGGAACGACUGCACCAAGUCAUGUGGUGGAGGGAUACAAGAGAGGCUCAUGACCUCCAAGAAGAGAUUCAAGAGCACACAGUUAACCAGCUGCAAAGACAGGAAGGAGAUCCGGGCCUGCAAUGUCCAUCCCUGCUAAGUGGCGCAGAGGAUCAUGGGAAGGGACACGAUGUGAUGGGGAAAAGGAAGGGGAAGGGGAAGGGGCGGGGUCGAGUGUCCAUCACAGCUCUCUAUCUCUGGUUCAGUGGGAUCUUUCAGCCUGUUUAGGGUUGGCAACCGUUUGGGAAUUUUUUUACAUUUUCCUUUGAUUUGAUUUUAUUUUAUUUUUUUACUAGAAUGUAGUAUAGUGGUAAUCUGUCAUAUAAAAGACCCGCAGAACGACGUUUAGAGUCCAUGUUGAAGUUUAAUCUAAAAUUUUGAUUUGUAUUUUGUAGUUUUGUUUAAGUCGUAAGAUUCAGUAACUCGACGCGACGAAGACGUCGAAGGAUUUUUGUUUUCGUUUUCUUUUCCAAUCAGUAAAAAAUUUCAUUCCGGUCUCCUCGAUCCCGUCUGUAUUAUAAUAACGAAAUUAAUAACAACACUGGAUGCAGUAACCUGUGCAAAAGUUUACACACCCGUUAGGACAAAAAUAAAGACACAGGAUGUAAUAUCACAGGAUUCAUUGAAACUUUCUUAUUCUGCUUCUGAAACGUGAUCGAAGAGAAUUGCUUCAAUUAAAAAAUAAAUAAAUAAAUAAAUAAACAUUUUUGGGAAACUUUUACAAAGCAAUUCUCCAGACAAUAAUUAUAUUUGAAUAUUCGUUUGUUUGUUUAUGUAUUCAGAUAAACUGUUCAGUUAUUAAUACAAUAAAUGUCCACUAUUGUUUUGUCUGGAUUUUAUUUUCUAGUGUUAAAGACUGAAAUACGGUUCUUUGUUAGACGUUCGGAUUAAAUUCACGCUUAUAAAUUGGAUAAAAGUGUCUCUGAAUUGAACUUAAUGAUGAUUUCAGUGUACGAACGGCACAAAACCGGACCAAAGACGGGAACAUUUGCUGGCACAAAUAUCGUUCUUACCCUGUACACUUAAAAAAAAAAAAAAAAAAUCUAUCGAUUGAUCAUUAAUUCUUAUUAUUCAACAUUUUUAAUGUGUAAAGUAUGAACCAGAGCCAUAAGACCUGUGAGGUCCAGACCUCAUGUUUCUAGCCACAGCUAAAAUCUAAAAGCAUUAGCAUCCAGGUUUUUAAGCUAACUAGCAGCAUAAGAACAUGCAGAGUUUGUAUUAUUAUGUGAAACUGCUAGUGUGAAAUUUAAUUCAAGUUUUGUUUAAAAAUAUAUUUGAAUAAUUUUAUGACAACUGGCCACUUUGGAUACGAACCUGUUUUAAGACCUUCGUCCGAAUCAGUGGUAGAUUUUAGCCGGUCGAAGACGUAACGGUAGCAUUUUCUUGGUUCACGUGAAAAUCGAAGCACGUCUCAACAUCCGUUUUCUAAACCGAAAGAUUAUUUCUAUGAAUGUCCGUUUUGAAUCCAUCUUCGUACUGUGAUCACACCGUUUUAUGUCGUUUUAUUCUACGCCUUUAUUUUUAUUUUUCUCCUUUUAUCGAGUGUAUCCGAUAUUCCUACCAAAGUGUUGUGUCGAUCUUUUCUAGUUGUUUGUUACCAUGUUUGUUCCCUGACAUAAAAAAAAAAAAGAAAUAUUCGGAAUAUUUUGGAAUAUGCCAUCUUUACAAUAAAAGUGAUUGUGAUCA